GCCAUAUCAGAAAUUGUUUAAAUAGUGACUUAUGAUGUGUAGGAUCAAUAAUAUAGAUCAGUUUAGUGAUUAUCUAAGCAGUAUUAGAUUUGAGUGACUGGUUUUCUGUGCUCAUAGAGUAUUUCGUAGUUAUAUCCAUUAAAUGAUUAAUUGAGAAACAUGUUGUCACUAAAACGGGUUAUUUUGAGUAAUACACGCAACUCGUGGUACGGAUUUAUCGUGAUACCUUGGUACAGUAGUACUUAAAGAACUCUGUAAUGUUUUUAAUUCAAAAAACCAACGAGCCUUUGUGCUUUCAAACCUUUAUCUAUGUCCCACAAGUUUCAUAUCAGUAAGUAUAUGUAUUAUUACUGCAUCUUUAAAUGCACAAUUAAAAACACAGACUUUCGAAAAAUUUGGAGCUUUACAGUAACUUCCCUGGAUUCCCUUGAAUCAUUUACGUAGAAAACAAAAGAUUUUUAUCUCAUGUCGUCCAAGAAAAUCUGAGCUCUGGAAGUCAUUAUGGAUAGGGUGCUGCUGUCAAGAUGAAAAUAGACGCUCAUAACAAAAUACAUCAAACGAUCUUUUUCUGUGACAUAUAUUGAUAGAAAUGACAAAAGUGAAAAAUCUUUCUGUGGAACAAGAUGAAAAUAAUCAGGAUGUAUUGGAAUUUGAAGAUAAUCUUGAGAAGACAUCACGCGACUUAGUCACAGAUAUUUUAAAUCGAGCUAGAUCUGCAAUCGCACAUGAAUCGUUAGAUACAAAACAGAUUAUGUUGCCUUCACAAAAUUUUGCGUCAUCGCUACCACAAUUAUCGAUAACAACUUCAUCUCCACCUAAAUAUGUCAGUGAAAAUGAUAAGAAUACAGGAGAAUGUGAUGAUGCGUUUGGCAUUACAUCAAUAACUCAUAAGUCUGUUAUAAAUGAAGAGAUUGAACCCUCAAAUUUUCGUGAAGAACUAACUAUCCAACAGGCACCAUCUGAAGAAAAGGUUUCUAAUCAGUAUCAAACAAAAUUUGAUUUCAAGUCAAAUAUUUUGAAUGAUUUCAGAGGUAUUGGAGUUGGCUCAGCUACACCAGAUACUCCACGUCAAAGAGACUAUCAGUGGAAAUCAAGUAUAGAUUUACCUCCAACAAAUAACACUACUUUCACUCAUUCAUACAACUAUCCUCAGAAACCUGUUUAUUUAAGAGAAAUGUCUCUUUCACCUCCAAGUCUUUCGUAUGAUUUAGUUAAAGAUGAUUUAAUUACGUCAUCUCCACCAAACAAUUCUAAUUGUAUUGGUGAAUUCACAGUAUCAUCUAAAAUGUUAACAUACAGACAAGACUCCCCAACAGUUAUAAAUACAGACGAUAUGGAACAAAAGUUGAAACCAUUCAGUUCACCUCUACCAAUCUAUAUUCCUUCAACAGCGUGUACACGUAUUCUUAAAAAUUCUGAAGUUCAUAGAUUUAUAGGUGACUGUAAUUCACAACAGCGAAGACUUAGACACAAUGAUUCUGAAGUUGGUAAAUUAUCGUACAGUGACAGUACGUCUUCAGAAUUAGAAAAACUAAGUAUUGAGUAUAAAAACAACAGUUUUAUGACAAAUAAAAAGCAAGCUAACAAACCGAAUAUACCCCGCUUACAAUUACCUUCAAGUCCAAAACUAACACAUUCACCUAAAACUAAUCAAAUGAGAAUUCGUCAAUCUUCGCUACUACGUAAUAGUAUUACAACAAGUAAAUCAAACAGUUUGAAAAUACCUAAAUCUACAAGCUCAUCAUUGUGUUGGUGGGAACCACUUAAUCGUCAUGAUGCUCAUAUUAUGGAAGUAGAAGGAAUAAAUAAUUCACCAUAUAAUGAUAAAUUUAAUCUACCUGAACCUAAUCCAGAAGUACUGAAACAUUAUUAUUAUUUAUGUGCUCAACAGCCAGUAAAAGAAGCUUCUCUUAUGAAAGCAAUAAACGAAGCUGAAAUUCAAGCAAAAUCUGAUAAAAUUGCACAUUAUGAAUUUUUAAGACGAAAAUCUUUACAACAUCAGUAUAAGCGAACUAGAUUUUUAAAUCCACAUCAUUCCAGAAAAUUUGACAUUGAAUCGAAACAUUUAAACAAAAUAAAUCAUAACAACAAUAAUAGUACUAAUCGAUCAAAUUUAUGUAGACCUGAACAUUUUACACAUUCAUUACAAAAGGAGAACAAACCGAAGAAACCUUCUGAAUAUUCAGAUGAAGAUGAUUUAUGUUCAACUAUGAAAAAGUCAAAAAAACGACGAUCGGUAUUAAGUAGUACAAUCCAUAAUUCACAACCUAGAAGAGUAUCUUCAAGAUCAAACAGUCGAGUUCGUAGUUCAUUGAAAGUACGCAAUAAAAGUUUAGAUAAAAAUGAAUAUAAUCAAAAUGAUAGCAUUAAUCAUCAUAUUCAUCUUGAUCAUCAUGAAAGAAGAUUGCAUAGUUCAAAUAAUCAAAGAACACAAAGAAAUCAAUCUCCAAUUGAAAAUAGAAUAAAUACUAUUAGAGAUUCAGAUUAUCAUAGAUCGAUUCAUUCACCAAUUAGUUAUUUUUUAGAUUUCAAUGAUAAACCAGAUUGCAAUCAACAUUGUACAAAUCUUCAUUCAGAAUAUUUUCCCAUAAAUAAACAAAAUGCAGAUUCACCUACAUAUAUUAAUUCUGAGUAUGCAGAUAACCUACCCAAACCACUUCACUCAUCAGAGCUGCAAAAUGAAAACCAUUCAAAUGAAAAUGGACUACACAACAAGAGUAUUCAUUCACGUCGAAAUAAUUUAUGUACUAUUCAUCCGAAUUCUUCAUUUCAUCGAAAUUCAGACUUAUAUUCUGGAUCAUUGGAUAGAUUAAGGAGAAGAUGUCAUUCAAUUGAAAGAGAAUUAGGUUCAAUUGAAAGAGAUAAAUAUGAACAAGGUUUAAGUAAUCCAAUAUUAGGUGAUCCAAGAGUUGAUGCUUUAACAUCGGCCAAUAGAAUAUUACGUCAAAGAUUACAUGAUAUACAAAAGUUACAAGAAAAUAGAGAACAUGCUUUGAAUAAAGCUAAUGAAAUGGUUAAUAGUUUGUUAAAUAAGCAACAAAAACAAGCCUCAAUAAUUCGUGAAAGUACACGAAACUUUGCACAAACACCGUCAACUUUAUUAACAAAUAAUCACGAUAUUGAUGACGAUCAUAAUAGAAAAAGUUAUGUAACAAAUUUAUACAAGCCAGUGAUUAAAGAUGAUUCAUUCAAUUUGCCUACUUAUACACCAACUAAAUAUAGACAUUACCAAAAUCAACAUCAUUUGCAGUGUCAUCAUGAUGUUAAUCAUAUCACUGAUCAUUAUGACCGAAAUUAUAAUCAGCAUUCACCAUAUAAUUAUUGUUCAAAUCAACGGAAACCAUUUGAUUCUAGAAAUAAUCCAACAAAUUUAUUACUAGAAAAAUUACGUUCAGAUUAUGCAGAUUUAGCAAACAGUGUUUGUCGUAUUGAAGAAAAAGCACGAGAUGCUGCCUCUUCUGUACAAUCAUUAUUAAGACAAUUUCAAAUGGGUCUUAUGGAACCGGUUAAUUUCAAUUCAAUGAAUCAAUUACCGAAUAGUGAUUCUCAUGAGUCAUUUAAUAGAGAGUCUUAUUCAAACGAGUUAUAUGAUAAAUCCGUUAUGCUUAGAUUACAAAAAGCAAGAGAUACAUUAGAUCAAUUGAAAUCUGAUUCGUUUCGACCAUCAAUAAACCUCCAAAGACAAGUAGACUAUACUGUACCACUAACAAUAUCGGUAGCAUCAACGACCAAUUCAUUAUUAUCAUCCUCAAUUCCAGUAAUGACAACAACAUCUGGUACAUUUCCGUCAAAAAUGAAUCAUUAUAAUCUACAUGAACCACAUUUAAAACAUCCUAAUGUGUAUAAUCGUCCUUAUACUAAUUCAUUAAGAUCAACUUGGCAUAUUAGUUAAGCUGACAAUAUCUUAUUUCGGUCAUUUCUAAUUAUAAAUUAUAGACUGAUCAAUUAUAAAAAAAUGAUUAAAAUUGAUGCGGAAAAGAAGGUAAUCUAACAGACAGGAACAAUCGCUAAUGACCUCAGGGAUUAAAAACAGUUUCAUCAAGAAUUCUUUUUACUAUUUUUGUUUGUUUUUGCUUCUAUCGUGUUCUAGAAUAGUAAACAAAUAAGUAUGGUAUUGUUUUUUAUACCAAAACUUUUUCUAACCUAAAAUCUUUCGCUCUACCGAUUCGUUUCUUUUUUGUUUUGUUUUUGAUAGUCAUUCACUAUUUAUUUAUUUAUACAUUUUAUAAUAAUUUGUUUAAACCAAUCAAUUGGCUUAAACACUUUUUUAAACAGAUACCAUUGUUGGUAAGAUUGAAAAUCUUGUGAAUUUACCACCACCACCACUACCAACAACAACAACAACAGAAGACGCUCAUAAAAAGUAGAAAUAUAUCAAUCUUAUUUAUUUAUUAUGAUAUGUUUAAUAACUAUGAUCCAAAACCUUAAAGUACAACUCAAUAGAAUAAGGGGGGGAGUUUCAUUAUGUUUUCUUUUCUCCUCUCUAAUAUACAUUUUCUUCCCUAAAACAUUUCACACUUUUGUUUUGAAUAUUGAAAAUUAUAAUCGUGAAUGUUGAAUUAUGAUUAUUUUGUUUGGCUUUAAUUUUGUUACAUACAUAUAUAUGUUACUUUUUGUAUUUUUUGCAUAGAUACAUUGGUUCAUUGAUAAUAAGUAAUAUAGAUGUUUCUAUGUAAAGUUUAAUUGGAUCAUUAUAAAAUAUAUAAUGAAUUUAUCUUGUUUAUUUAAAAUUAGAUCUGUAGUAUUUUAUAUAAAAUUUGACAAUCUAAUUGUAUAGUGUUUAUUUUUCUUUCUUUUUUGUUGUUGCUUAGUUACUAUGUGUUAGCGCUAAAUGAAAAGUUUAUUAUUUUGAGAUGUGUAACAUUUAGUAAAUAAACAAAUAGAUUUAAAUUAAUACUGUGAUAUUUCAGCUUAUGAAAUUUAAUCACUAUUUGAUACUUAACUGUUUUAUUUUCCAAUUAUAUCAUAAAUAUAUUUGUUUUUGUUUUUUU
Messenger RNA from Schistosoma margrebowiei, 4991 nucleotides. The record is from the annotation of a GenBank genome assembly. NCBI's taxonomy places the organism in Eukaryota, Metazoa, Platyhelminthes, Trematoda, Strigeidida, Schistosomatidae.